AUGUAUAUUGUAUUUUCAAAGUUUUGUGAGCUUGGCGAUGCUGUUGGACUGGGGUCAGUUGAAGGCAUUCUGGGAAAAUUUCAGUGUUCUUCUAGUGAUGAUUCUUACCUCCUCUUAUUGAAUAGAAGCGAUUUUAUUUGCUAUCUCCAUGAUGGCAUUGAAGUACGACGAAUUUCGAAAAUUACCUUGAUGCCUAUCUCUAGUUCUUCUCUCCCGAAGACUUUCCAAAUUAACAAGGGUCCACAAAAUAAUACUCAGGCAUUAAGCACCCAAGAUCGACCCCAAUCGGCUAAGCAACAAGCCCUCGUUCAAGCAGUUCAAAAUACCUUCAAGGCGGCCUCUGGUAUGAUUAAUUUCAAGCAAAAGCCCAAAGGAAUUGGUAAGCGCUUUGAAAAUCGGAUCUUGGAGGAAUUGGAGAAGUUGUUUGAAGGAGAGGCGGAUCAAUUCUAUUACGCGAAAGGUGGGGCCGAUUUGACCCUUUGGACGCAACGACGUGAGGCUCGUCGAAUGCGUGGUGAGUUCUGCAGUUGGGAGGACUUGAAAACCUUUUCACGUACCUACUGGCGUCCAAUUUGGUGUCGAUACGAUGACUGCUUCGUUUGGAAUCACCUUAUUCUUCAAGAUCUAAUUUCUCCGGCUUUGGAAUUCCUAAUUAACUCAGAGGGGCUCCCAAGCUCCAUAACGGAGCCUAAGCCACCUUCUCCCACUUAUGUGGAUGAAUUUGAGAAGAAAGAAGUGGAGGAAUCUACGAUUCAUGAUAACAAACCCAUUAUAGAUGGGAUUGGUGAACGGGCUCAGCUCACAGAUUGUCUAUGUGCUCUGGAAUCAAUGCUUAUUCCGGUGAUUAGUGGAUUUGUUAAACAGGAUAAGCUUACUCUACCCAUUUGGGAUGUAGACGGUCGAAUAACUUCAGAGGAACCUGAUACCGUUACUCUCACUAUUAUUUCGCGAAGAAGUCAGUACAGAGCUGGUUGCAGAUAUCGCCGACGAGGCAUUGACGAAAAUGGACACGUAGCAAACUAUGUUGAAACGGAGCAGGUCCUUGAGGUGCCAAGCGAUUUUAAUACUCAUGUUCUCUCCUUCCUUCAAAUUCGUGGUUCUGUGCCUGUCUUUUGGACUCAAACUGGAAUUAAAUACAAACCACCUAUUCAAUUGCAUAGAAGUCUAUCAGAAAAUCGAGAUGCCUUUCGCCUACAUAUUGAGCGUUCAUUGAGCAAGUUUGACCGCCUGACUGUGGUGAAUCUCGUGGAGACAACACCAGGACGACAAGAGAGCAAAAUCACAGAGGCCUACAUUAGGCAACUCCUUCUACUGAACAACCCCAAGGUCACAUAUGUUGGCUUUGAUUUUCAUGAGUACUGCAAAGGUCUCCGUUUCGAUAAUGUCGCUGUUCUUUUGGAUGGUGUUAAGGAAAAUAUUCGUGACAUGAAGUAUUGUUGGCUUCACAAAGACUACUUUAUGUGCAAACAGGAGGGUGUUUUUCGAGUGAAUUGUGUCGACUGCUUGGAUAGAACUAAUCUUGUGCAAAGUGUGUUUGCCACCGUAGUACUUGAAUCACAAUUGCGAAAGCUAGGUCGUCUUCCACCUGAAGUGGAGUUGCCUAUGCCAUUAGCUCGUGCUGUUCAGGCUGUUUGGGCUGACAAUGGGGACGCUCUUUCAAGACAUUACACCGGCACAGCUGCAAUGAAAGGUGACUAUACACGAACUGGUUCUCGUACGGUCAAUGGUCUAAUGAAGGAUGGAGUCUCUUCAAUGAGCAGAUAUUACCAACGCUUUGGGGAGAUUAAGCGACAAGCUGCCAUGGACUUCCUUCUUGGCCAUGCGAACAGUCCUGAACUUCGGUUCCUCCGAAAUUGCAGUUCUCCGGAUAUCGCAAGUCAAAAGCUUCCAAAUAUCGAAGCAUCUUCCCUUCUUGCCGCUGUUCGUUCGACUUGUUUGGAGAGUGAUGAGGAUUCAUUCUUUGAAUUUGUUGCUUCCACUGCAGUGGUGCAAUCCAGACGCACUGAGGUUAGAGCCUUUGGAAUUCUGACUAGCCGAUAUCUCCACAUCGUCAGAUUUGUUGAUGAUCCCUUGGUCAAUAGUCAAGCUCAUUUACGCAUUCCCAUCCAAUCAAUAAACCACGUUUCUCUUGCCACUGAAAAUGCUUUGUUUAGGCAACCGACACCAGUGUUACAUGUUUACUUCAAAGCUCCAAAAGGUGCCAGCUCCCAACAUUCCAGGCCGUCUACUCGUAGUAAUCCAGGAGAGUGGCGAUCUAGUGACGAGGCGAGUAGCGAAAGUAGGCGCUCAAUUCAAUCACCUUCAGCAGUCAAGAGAUCUUCGCCAUUCAACAGCGCCCACAAUUAUGAUCAAUAUCGUCUUGACUUACGACAGGCACCCUUCCGCCUUUUCAAUAAUUAUUUAGUUCCAAUAACCAGUGCUGACGAAGCCACCGAUUCUCUUCGUGCUAUUAGUGAAUUUAUUACAGCGCUCUAUCAGUCUAUUGACCCGACCGUCAAUUUGGAGUUAACAACUACUCCAGAUAUUAGACAAAAUAGCAGAUCGGUGAUGCAGCGACGAACAGCCCUACUUCUACCCCCAGAAUACACCAAACCACUAGACAAGGAGGUUCGUUCUGCACUCAGUGAGCGACGUGAUAGUCUUCGGCCCUUCCUCACGUCUCUCCAGCCAAAUCGUCGCAAUAGACGCUCUCAGGGCAACCGUGGAGGUAGUGAACAGCGUCGUUCUUUGGAACCCACAGCUGGAUCGCGGCUUUGGGCCUUUGGUAAUCCAGCUGCUUCCCAAACCCCUUCGGACCUCUCACCGAAAUCUAGUGUAAAGGGAAUUAGAAACUCUCUCGACAAAUUAUUGAAGCAGUCUUCAGCUCUGGUCGAGAUAGUUCGGCCCAACACCGCGGGAUCAGCUAAACAGGUUGGAGAUACUGAUGUCCGAACAAACGGUUCUUUAAAUGCACAACGAAAUGAUUAUCAAGACAGGUCACCAACAAUGAAAAUGAAGAUAAUUCAACCCGUAAGUGAAGUGGACGGCAGAAGGCAGAAGUGCGCGGAGGAGAUCCCCAUUAAGGUAUUCGCUGCGGCGGAACCUUUCGAAGACAUUGAGGAUGAUAACGAUGACGAAGCUAGUACCGGCUCAGACAUUGAAUUUGACCGCUUGGAACAAGGCAUCGAUGCUCUCAUGGUUUCCGAUAUUGAGGACGUUCCAGAGGGCAUCAGUGAACCCGCCAGACACACGUCAUAUGCAGCAGCAGUUCCAGUAGAAGACACUUAUGUUGAACAGGAAGAAGAUGAUACCUCUGAAGACCGUCAUCCAGUGUCAGAUACUGACCAGACUCAUGCUCGACCUAUUUCCUCCCUUCGGAAAGUUAGCGACGAUGUCACCGCGAAACCCUCCAAUGCCACCAGUGUAAAUGAUCCUCAUAUAACCAUCUCAAACAAACUAUCAUCUUCACAUCUUACUCAGCGUAAUGUGACUCAAAGUUCCCCCUCGCAGUCUAUCUUGAGUCCAAAUCCUUGUAGUGGAAUAACGAGGAUAUCUCAAAGGCGUUCGAGACCAAAAUCUGUACGCGACGACGUUUUGCUCCAACCACGCAGUCACUCAUGGGAUGGUACCCAAGUCAACAGACACAAAAUGGUGCCAUUAAAGAGGAAUAUCUCCGACACCCUUGUAGUUUGCUAUCGUGAGGUUUUUUAUCCGAAAGGAGAUCAAAGAGAUUCCAGUAGAGCCAGGAGGCUGACUUUAAAACACCAGUUGAACGCGCAUUUUGAGGACUUCAGUAUUCCAUCGAUCAAUCGGUUACUGGAGUCCGCAACUCCCCCCAAAAUCACUUACGACCUUCGGAACGUCUCCGAAAGUGAGGCUGCUAGACUUAGGCACCUGAAACUUCAUGAAGAGCACAAAGGUCAUGAGGCUAUGCACUUGGAAAUGCUUCUGAUUCUCAUCUUCUUCUCAUUUGGUUGCCAAUUUCUAUUAAUGCUUUGGAAAAAGUAUCGGCCGAAGUCAUACCAUCUCUUCACCCUUAUUGCCAUGUGGAUCGUGCCUAUAUGCUACUCCGUGUACAUGUUAUACUUUAGGUUUAUCGCAAUAUGGUUCCUCUUUUCUCUCAUAUCUGGGGUGAUGGUUUACCUCAGCUCCAAUCCACAAAUCGCAACAACUACUCCUAGGACUGUAUAUUGGUGGUUUCUACUCAUGCACAAGGUUUCUUACUCUGCGACUUUGUUAGGCUAUCUUCUGGUUCUCUUCUGUAUGUUUAUUCCACAGAUUAUAAGCCCUACUUUUGCCUUUCCUGUCGGUGGUCUAAUCCUGUUUUAUGGCGUAUACUUUGGUCUCAUCGCUCGAGAUUUUGCCGAAGUUUGUACAGAUAAAAUGGCAGCUCACAUUAGCUAUUUCUCAGAAACAGGCAUUCCUUUGAGAAAAAUUGAUCCCAGUGUUUGUGCUCUAUGUACCAAGGUCAUGUUGAAUGGACAAGGUGAAAAGAAGUAUAAACUUAAUUGUACACAUGUUUUUCAUGAAUUUUGUCUUCGUGGUUGGUGCAUUGUUGGCAAAAAGGAUAUCUGCCCUUACUGCAAGGAGAAAGUAAAUCUUCACAAGCUCAUAAAAAAUCCCUGGGAAAAGCCUCACCUUCUAUUUGGCAAUCUGCUGGACGGUAUCCGCUAUCUAGUCGCGUGGCAACCGUUGAUCGUAAUGGCAGUACAUACCAUUAUAUGGGCCUUGGAUUUGAAGUAA
Molecule: messenger RNA, 4722 nt
Organism: Rodentolepis nana
Lineage: Eukaryota; Metazoa; Platyhelminthes; Cestoda; Cyclophyllidea; Hymenolepididae
Source: the annotation of a GenBank genome assembly